Molecule: messenger RNA, 1028 nt
Organism: Anthonomus grandis grandis
Lineage: Eukaryota; Metazoa; Arthropoda; Insecta; Coleoptera; Curculionidae
Exons: 3
Coding region: 122-745 (207 amino acids)
Source: RefSeq, a predicted model, not a curated record
GCAUACUCCCCAUCCAUAGAAAGCAAUAUGGUUUUUAAGUUAAAGGCUUGAAAAUUGUAACGUAUAUAUACUGUCUUCUUGGCAUCGAAGUGCAACAGUCGGUGGUGGGUUCUAUAAUAAAAUGAAGCUCCAAUACCUCUGCGUUUUUUUCGCAUUCUUAGUCCUUGCCUCUGGUGAGGAGAAGAAAGCAGAGGAAUCCAAACCAUUCGAAGAGAAAAAACAAACCAAAAGAGGCCUUUUCGACUUGGGAUACGGAGGUGAUUUUGGAGGUCAUGGGUUAGAACUUGGCAGUUACGGAGGCGGCUUUGAAGAUCACGGACACGUAAAACAUAUUACCAUUACUAAAACUGUUCCUGUUCCAAUACCUAAACCAUACCCCGUAACUAUUGAAAAGAAAGUUCCAGUACCAUAUCCAGUUAAAGUAGCAGUACCAGUAGAAAAGCCUUAUCCAGUUCCAGUACCCAAACCUUACCCAGUACAUGUUGAGAAACCUGUACCUUAUCCAGUUGAAAAGCCUGUUCCAUACCCAGUUAAGGUGCCCGUUAAAGUUCCAUAUCCAGCUCCUUACCCAGUAGCUGUCCCAAAACCAGUACCUUACCCAGUUCACAAACCAGUACCAUAUCCGGUUAAAGUACCAGUUGUCGUGGAAAAGAAAGUGCCAAUUUAUAUUAAGGGACAUGACAGUCACGAUUUCGGAAGUUAUGGAGGAGGCUUGGACCUUGGGGGCUAUAAUCAUCACUUUUGAGCUAGGCUAUGCUCACAAACAAAGUUUUCAAGUCUAGAUUUUAAAAUUAGCUUAAAAGGAAGUGGCUAUGUAAAUAAUGAUAAACUUUAACUUGUGAUACUCAUAAGUUUUUGCUAAUAAAUGGAUCUAGACUGGAAAACCAAACAUUUUUUUCAUUUUCUUCACAAAUUUCUCUCAUUCAUUGUAAAUUUUUCAGUCAUAUCAAUAUAUUUAUAUUUUCUGAUGUUUUAAUUUAUAUCUGAUGCUUUUUAUUUUGUUUUCAAUAGAGAAGAUGUUUUCAUAA